Drosophila eugracilis is the source of this 5314-nucleotide messenger RNA. It is a transcript of the gene heca, whose product is annotated as headcase protein. Lineage: Eukaryota; Metazoa; Arthropoda; Insecta; Diptera; Drosophilidae. The transcript is spliced from 6 exons. The record is from RefSeq and is a predicted model, not a curated record.
UUUCGAACUGGUUGGUUGUGUUUUUUGGCUUCUCUCUGUGUGCGCCGUUCGUAGGUGGAAAAGAAAAAAAACGGAAGACCCCAGAAAUACUGAAAAACUAAAAAACUUAGAAAACUCCAAAUUAUUUAUCCUGCGACCAAAGCCAAUCGGAAAUUCUACAGCCAGUUCUCGCGCUUUCCUCCUUUUUUCCUGCUUUUUCCGUUUGCCGGCAAAAACAAAAGGCGGCAACGAAGAGAGGCAACAAAAACAAACGCAAAAAGCGAAGCAAAAUGUGAAAAAUUGCCGAACAUGGCGCCGCGUGUGUGACAGAGAUCGAACGAACGUGCGAGAAGGACGGUGAAGAGACAGAGCGAAGAUAAACAAUAGAAACAAUUUUUGAUACUUAACGUUCUACAACAACAACAAACUCAGCUCAGGUACAACAACAACAAAAAAAGUUAAGAAAAAACCUAAAAAACAGACUGCAUUAACGGGAACUUUUCGAAAUAUUUUUGAUACACACAGCGAGAGGUGUACGAUUUUUAAAAGCAAUACAAAAAAGCAAUAAAAACAAGGUAAAAAAUACCAAAUUGAUAAAAAAAAACACUCGGAAAAUCCAGCAACUUAAAACAAUCUAAAAAGUAGACGAAAAACUAAAAUUUCCCCGACUAAAUCACACAAAAUCAAGCAUUUACUAUAUACAAAGUAAAGUUAAAAAAAAAAAUAAAAUCUUAAAAACCGGUAAACUGACUUAUUAACCCAAAAAUCCUCGAAAAAACAGACUUUUGUCUGCGAACCCAAAAUUUUCUAUAAAAAAUUUACAAGUCCGAAAAAAAAAAACAGGCAGAAAAUCGCGUAAAAUUCUGAAAUCGUUUCGAAAGUAAAAAACUGGAAACACAGCGCCGGCAUUUAUAGACCACAAAUCACAGCAUAAAUUUCCGAAAAAGAAAAUUCUAACGAACAAGCAAUAUUUUCCAAUAUAAAUUGCGGGCAAAAUGCUGAUCCGAAAUAGAGAUUGAGAAUUUUAGUCGAAGAUAGAUAGCCGCUUACCGAACCGCUGAAAAGAGUGCUUACUUAGAGCUAACAAAAAAAGGAAAGAAACACAAAUUUAUGGCUCCGCGUCGCAACAGUAACAUCAGCAGCAGCGGCAACAGCACCCAGCAGCAGCAGCACCAACAGCAGCAGCAGCAACACCACCAGCAACAGUUGCAGCAGCAGCAGCAGCAACACCAGACGCAGCAACAGCAACUGCUGCAGUUUUACGCGGAGAACGCGAAUCCUCCAGGCGUCCUCAUGGGUCCCCUGCAGGUAUCGGGAGGCGUAACCCGCUGCUGCCUGCCCAGCGGAGAUUGCCGCAAACUGGACGCCCUGAUCCCGCUGACCGAACUCUCCCUGGCGGACUGCAUCCGAGUGCUGUGCAACAAUGAGAACUGCAGUGCCGGGCAGUACAUGCACCGCGAGUGCUUCGAACUGUGGGAGGCGGGAGUCCUCCAGGCUCUGAAGGCCAAUGGCAGAGCCCGAUCCUGGUCGGAGCGGCAGCGCCUACAGCAUCUGUGGACCAAGAAGGGCUACGAGCUGGUCCACAAGGCCUGCAGUUGCAAGUGCGGCAGGGGGCAGCUAAGAAAGGACCUCGAGUGGGUGGCUCCAAGCAGCCAGGGUGUUAUAUACCUCAAUGGAUCUGGCAAUCGGGCCGCUCUCAACGGCAAUCUCAGCGAGGACGACGACAAGAAGAAGGCCAAGAAGAAGAGGAACCGCAACAGCAACAACAACAACAACGGCGCCAGCAACGGCAGCUCUAAGACUCCCCUGAGCACCAGCAAUGGUAACAGUGGCUAUAAUGGACUCACUCCCAAUCCCAAUGUGGGUGUCAUUGGCUCCGGGCUGCCCCACAACAAUGGUGGCACCAACAAUAACAGUGGCACUAGCUCCUCCGACUUGCUGCAACCCAGUGUGGUGGCCACUUUGAGCAACAUCCUCAAUCCGAACAAUGUUCUUGGCUUGGACCUCAGGGCCAGAGCUGGCAGCCUGUCCUCCAGUGGAGCUGGCAGUGGCUCCACCUCGCCAUCGGCCUCGCAAUCCAGCGGGGAGAUAUCCGUGUCGCCGGUGCAACAGUUGCUGCAACAGAAGCAGCAGCAGCAACAGUCUCUGCUGAUGCAACCUUUGGGUCCCGCCUUCGGCAACAAUCUUCUCCAGAACGGCUUGGGCUUGUCCAAGAACCUCCUGAUUGCUCCCCAGCAGCAGCAGCAGCAGCAGCAACAGGCCAACUUGCCUGCUUUGGCCAACAUCAGCAACUUCAAGCCAUUGGCCAGCUACGAGCAGCAGCAACUCGUGCAGCAGCAGAAGAACAAGGAGGUCGAACUUUACUCCGAGAGAGUGCGCUCCACAUCGGGCUGCAAUGGGAUCUUUUCCCGUCGCCUGGACUUUUCGUCGUUCAACUUGCUGCCAAAGACUCGUUUGAAUUCUUAUCAAGUCAAGAUCGAGGACGAGGGCAACCACGGCAACGAUGAGACGCGCCUCUUCAUCCUCUCCUCGUUGGCUCAAUCCCAGAUGAGCCGGGUGGCCUGCAUUCUGUGCGAGGAGCCGCUGCUGGUCUUCGAUCGUUAUCCCCUGGUCGAUGGCUCCUUCUUCCUGAGUCCCAAGCAGCAUUCCAGCGGCUGCAUCGAGGUUAAAUACGAGGGACGCACUCUCUACUUGACCUGUGUCUGCAUGAGCUGCUUGGACGGUACCUCCAGCAGCCGCGUCAUCAACUGCAGAUUCUGCAAGGAGCCCUGGGAUGGCUCCAGCCUGGUCCUGGGCACCAUGUACGCCUACGACAUCUUUGCGGCCAUGCCCUGCUGCUCCGAGAGGUUCAAGUGCAAUAACUGCUUCAAGAUGCUGAUGCAUCCGCAGCAAAGGCUGAGCUUCUACAGUGACUACUCGCACGGGGUGACCUGUCCGUAUUGCAACACCCAGGACACGCACUUCGUCAAGCCUUUGAGCUUCUGCUACGCCAAGAGCCCGGCGACACGGCUGCCGACGCUCGCAUAACAUGAGGCCCCGUUGGAGUCGCCCGUGGGAACAGGUGCCACCGCCACUCAGGUGCCAAAUGCCCAGGGCGCUCCAACGGCCUCCGGCUGCAGCAACUCCAUCACGCAGAAGCAGCCACCGAAGCAGCCCCUCUACAAUGCCGCCAUCGAUUACUCGGCACCGCUGCAGCAGCAAAUUAAUCCGGACUUGAUUGGGGCUCAUCCGCAUGCCCAGCAGCAUCAGCAGCAGGUGCGACAGCAGCAGCAACCACAACAACAGCAGCAACAGCAACAGCAGCAGCAGCAGAUACAACAGAAACAGUCACAACAACAGCAGCAGCAGCAGCAGCAACAUCAGCCUGCGGUCAGCUCUUUUCAGAGGGCCAACUUCCCAGAGCAGCCACAUAAAACCAUGAACAUGAUGGACAUGGCAGAUGUGAUGAGCAAAUACCAGCAGCAGCAGAAACAGCAGCAGCAGCAGCAGCAACAGCAACAGCGCCAGCAGCCACAGCAGCAACAUGCAACACAGAAAGGACUCGAGGGCCUCCUAUUAACCAACACAAACAGCAACAGCAACAGCAACAACAACAGCAGCAGCAGCAGCAGCAGUAUUAGUAACUUAAUCAUUAGCCAUAAUUCAGCCAGCAAUCCAGGCAGCAAAAUGCAACCCACUUGGGGCCAAAGCGAUGCCAUCUCGGCGUUGUGGGGCUGCUCCAGCAGCAGCAGCGGUUGCUCCUCGGGCAGCGGUUCGCAGCCCUCGCUGAGCCCGACGGCCAGCAGUCAUGGCAACGAUAGCUCCAAGAUGAUGUUGUGGGCGGCACAGAGUUCGCCACAGAAUGCUGCAACACUCAGGGAUGGAUUCAAGGAGUUGCAACAGCAACAGCAGCAGCAGCAGGUGCAACAGCAACUGCCACAUGCAGCCUCGCCCACAGCCUCGUUGACCAGUUCCAGUUCCUCGUCGAACGGCUGGAGUGGCUCGCACUAUGGCAAGCCCAAUAUCUGGGAACUGCCAGGAUCCGCAGGCCAAAGGACACCGGCCAGCAGCCACGACAUCUUCACCGAUCUCCUGUGCAACCUGAGCAUCAGCCAGGACAACACCAGCAGCCAGCAGGCCAAAGCCGAUGCCUCCGACGUCAGCUCGAACUCGUCCUCGUCAGCAGGGGAACUCCUGGAAGCGGCCAACAUCUGGAGAUUCCCCGAGUACGCCAGCCAGCUGUACAACGAGGAGCCUACCGGCGGGGCAGCUGCCUGCAUGCAGCUCUUCAACGACUAUCUCAACAUGAACUAAGGACCAGGAGGAGGACCCACCCGCAGCCUGCACCAUUUGUUACUCUAGCUAAAUUGAAAAAACAAAAGGGAAAAGUUAAAAGAGAGUAAGCAGGAAGGAGGAGAAAGUCGGACCGAAAGUUUUAGUUUUUAAAAUCAUUUGAUUUUUUAUAUCAAUCACACACACACACACACAAGCACAUCUAAAACCGAGAGAAAACAAUGCAAACUAAAAACAAUUUCUUGUUAUUUUUGUUGAGUUUUUUUUAGUUCUUUGUUUUUACACACCUACCUAAACGAAAGCAAAAGCAAUUUUUAGUUUUAUUUUUUAAAGCAAAUUUUUUUAUACAUUUUACCAAAAAAAAAAACAAAAACGAAAUGUAAAACACAAAAAAAAAAAGAGGGAGAAAGAAGGAGGAGAAAGAGAAGUAACAUUUACAUCACGAAGAAAGGGAAAAGUUUUAUUUAGCAAAAAUUGAAGGCAGGGCAUUAAAUUGUUUAAACAAAUCAUGAUAAUUGCUGUGCUGCUCAAUAAUACAAAAACAAAAAUGAAAACAAAAACAAAAUGAAAAGCAAAAGAGAAGAAGAAGAAGAAGGAUAAUAAGAGUAGAGUAGGAGAGUGUAAGCGAGCGUAAGAGAGCGUAUGAGUGCGUAAGAGAGCGUAAGAGAAGCGCAGAGUAGGGGAGAACAUGAAACAUUUGCUACAAUUUAUGAAACCUAAAAUUACAAACCUAAAUUUAAAACAAAAACAACAACCUAAUCGAUAAGUUGCACAUCUUUACCUAAGCGAUUGGUAAUUAUUCCUAGUUUUAGUAAGCGGAACGAGAACCUCUAGAACCGAUUAAGUUUCCAACACUCUCUCUCUCUCCAGUUCAGUUAGGUCCUUAAAGCAAAACCCAAACCACCCACCCACCCACUCACACACACAUAGCAGCCAGGGGCGGCACAUGCAACAAGAGUUCGACCCUUCUUUCAGGAGUACUUCAAGCAGCCCAUCCCCACCCACGCUCCCCCUAAACUCUUAGUUAAGUCCUUGAAAAACAAAAAGAAAAAAAAAACCAAAA